AUGGCAACAGCACUAGAGAAGGACUCGGUUGCUCAGCAACUGGAGCACGGCUCUGCAUGCAGUCAUUAUGACACUCAUCAUGAUGAACUUGCCGCCCGUGGCUUCGCCGCAGAUUCACAAGAUUUUCCAAAGGGAUAUUUCACCAGUGCCUACUUCCUUGGGUCCAUGAUUGCAGUCGGAUUCAAUUUAAUGGCGUCUACUGGUGGUUUCGCACUUGUUGCUCCAAUCCUCAACCAAAUCAAUGCUGCGGUUGGCCCCAGCGAAAGCAUCACUUGGCUCUCACUCGUUUACACCAUUUGUCUUGCUGUUGGUCUGCUUACUGUCGGUUCUUUGUCUGAUAUCUUUGGGCGCCGAUGGUUCUUUAUUGGAGGUACUGCUCUUGGUGUCAUUGGCUGCAUUGUGUCUGCUACUGGUGACAGUGUACCUAUACUCGUUGGGGGUGAGACACUCAUUGGACUCUCGGCUUGCACCGGAUACUCUUACGCUUUUGUGUCUGGUGAACUUGUUCCCGUCAAGUAUCGAUUCUUGGCUAAUGCGAUCAUCUUUAUAUUCUCACUGCCCACGGCUGGUUUUGGUGCAGCCGUGUCCACUGCCUUCAUUCUAUACACCGAAGCGAGUUGGAGAUGGGUCUACUAUUUUUUGUUGAUCCUUAACGCAGUAACUUGCGCCUUGUACUUCUUCUUUUAUCAACCUCCGACCUUGCAGGAUAAGCAUGGAAAGGGGCACGCAUGGGGGCUUAUUAAAAAUUUUGAUUACGUUGGCCUCAUUCUAUUUAUAGCAGGCCUAGUUCUUUUUAUACUUGGCCUAUCUUCUGGAGGAUCGCUUUACCCGUGGAAAGAUGUACACACUGUUUCCUGGAUUGUGAUCGGUUGUUUGCUUAUUGUUGCCUUGCUUCUCUGGGAAACGUACGCGCCACUUAAGGAACCUCUUUUGCCAAUGCAUUUCUUUAGAAAUGGGGGUUAUAUGUUUUCUGCGCUGUCGCUAGGUCUUGGUGCAAGCACGUACUACUCACAAGCAAUCGUAUUUCCUGGGCUUAUUUCAACCGUAUACGCAAAUGGACGUCUAAUGUGGGCUGGAUGGGCCAGCUGUUUAGUCGGAAUAGCCGUUACGAUUGGUGAGAUGAUCGGCGGAGGUUUAGCAGAGAGGCUUGGAAAACUCAAGUACCAGUGCAUUGCUGUAAUGACUGCUGCUACACUUUUUCUUGGGCUUAUGGGUUUUUCCACUAUCACCAGCUCUGGACUUGCCAUGGGUCUCGUGUUCAUGGGAACGUUCUUUGUCGGCUGGAACGAAGCUCUUGUCCUCCCUAUCUGUUCGAUUGUGGUCCCUAAUCAAAAGGAAAUCGGCCGUGCCAUCGGAGCCGCUGGUAGCAUGAGAUCUGUAGUCUCUACUGUCGCGUCUACUAUCUAUUCUGUCGUUCUUACCAAUCGUCUAACAUCAACAAUCAGAGAUGAUGUCCCCCAAGCUUUGCUCAAAGCGGGACUUCCAGCUUCCUCUGUAAACCAAUACAUGGCCAAAGUUGCAGGGGGCUCAAAAGACUUCUCCGGCAUUGCAGGCGUCACGGAAGAGGUCGAAGUUGCUGGUUCUCUUGCUUAUCGUCAUGCAUAUCUGGACGCUUACCACACAAUCUUUUAUGUUUCUAUUGCUUUCAGUUCUUUGGCAGCUAUUUGUAACAUUCUUGUGCCAAAUAUAGAUCACCUUAUGAGCAACGCAGUCGCGGCCAAGCUUCAUGAAGGAAGGAAAACGGACGGAGUGAGAAGGAAAGAGGACAUCGAAAGAGGCGCAAAUUGA
Messenger RNA from Verruconis gallopava, 1788 nucleotides. RefSeq lists its product as uncharacterized. Gene Ontology annotation, biological process: transmembrane transport. The transcript has 7 exons. The record is from RefSeq and is a predicted model, not a curated record. Gene Ontology annotation, molecular function: transmembrane transporter activity. Lineage: Eukaryota; Fungi; Ascomycota; Dothideomycetes; Venturiales; Sympoventuriaceae. The coding region runs from base 1 to 1788 and encodes 595 amino acids.